Camponotus floridanus (Florida carpenter ant) is the source of this 2483-nucleotide messenger RNA. It is a transcript of the gene Tbc1d22, whose product is annotated as TBC1 domain family member 22B. Bases 734 to 2368 code for a protein of 544 amino acids. The record is from RefSeq and is a predicted model, not a curated record. Gene Ontology annotation, biological process: activation of GTPase activity. Gene Ontology annotation, molecular function: GTPase activator activity. NCBI's taxonomy places the organism in Eukaryota, Metazoa, Arthropoda, Insecta, Hymenoptera, Formicidae. The transcript is spliced from 8 exons.
UAGCAGCGCUCGCGUCAGAUGAUCAUACGUCAAAGCCGUAUGUAAUCGCUUGGACGCGACGACUGCGACGAGCAGAGUCACCGAUCGUGGCUCCGAAGGGCGUUUUCGGAGCGUCCUCUAAAGACGCGCGCGAGAGAGAGAAUGCGUCAAAAUCGCGAUCUAUCGUGACGACGAAAAAAAAAAAAAUCACUCCGACGACGACGUCAUCGUCGCGAGGUCGCGGCCGCAGUAGAAGAUACUCCAACUGACAUAUCCGGAGGCCCGAUUAGACCGUAAACUAGGCUCGCUUCGACUCGCUUUCGCGGGAGAUCGAGAUUCAAUCAUCUCGCCGCCGUCAUUCAGCGAAAGAUGUAGGCGAAGCGUGUCUCGUCUCCGCAUCCUCUUCUCGUCCUCUUUUUGAUCACAGCUUCUCUCGCACCAUCGACCGACGCAACUUACGCAACAUAACCUUCUCAGCUGCAAAAACAGUCAGAUUUCCACUGCGUAGACGUGUAUUUCUGUCAGCUCGCAAAGUGCGUUUGUGUAAUUUAAUUAUAGGAAUACAGCGCUAUGGCACGUCAGGGCUUUGUCGCCUUGGAAUUGUACGAUAUUAUUGUCGUGCAUCGAGUUCCCAGGAAAUCAUAUGUUACGAUUAUACAUUUUCAGUGCUUGUGCUUGAGGGGCAUGAAGAGCUACUCAUACUGUAGUAACUGUAUUGAAAAAUUAUUUGGUGCUAGUUAACUUGAUUUUCAUUAUGGAAAAUCAAGGCUAUCAUCAUCAAACCCUUUCAACCCAUCAGUCUUUCUGGAAGAAGAACACACGUGCGGUGCCAGGAAGGCCAAGUCUGAAGCAGGAUAUUAGACACAAUAAAUUUAAUUCCACGGCAAUUGGAUCUAGCAAUUUGACUAAUAUUGCUAAUAGUAGUGGUAGUACAGGUGGAAGUGGAGGCUCCACUUCUUUUCAAGAUUUUCAGGAGAGCGUAGAUGAUGCAUGGGAUUCGGGGGAUGAUGAAUUUUGCACAGUUUCGGAUGUGAAGAUAUCGAAGAAAGUCAGCCAAUCAGCAGCUCUUAGUGUUAUCAACAAUCAUAGAUCUAGCAAUAAGUGUUCGCAAUUGCUACAGGCAAAUACCAAAGUAGUUCAACAAGAAAUUAUUCCAGAAGAGAAAAAGGCGGAGGCCCUUCAAAGAUUAGCAGUACAGCCAUUACAUUUACGCAAUGUAAAUUUGAAUUUCCAAGUGAAUAAUAGUCAACAUCCCAGUGAAAAUAUAGAUGUGAAGUAUGGUGUAUCACCUCAGCACAAACCAACACAAUUUCCUGGUAGACCCCAACCAUUAAGACAAACAAAUGCUCCCAAUAAAUUUUUUAUACCUUCAAAGGAGCAAGAUGGUGAAAGUAAAGUGGACAAGUUUCAAUUACUUUUGGAAGCGUCCGUUCUGAAUUUGGACGAAUUAAGACACUUGUCAUGGUCGGGUGUGCCUGCCAAAUUACGUUCUGUCACUUGGAGGUUGUUGUCUGAAUACUUGCCAGCUAAUCUAGAACGUAGACAACAUGCAUUGGAGCGCAAACGACUAGACUAUUGGAAUUUGGUCAAGCAAUAUUAUGAUGUCGAACGAGAUGAAGGCUUUCAAGAUACAUAUCGUCAAAUUCACAUCGAUAUUCCUAGAAUGUCACCACUCAUCUCGCUAUUUCAGCAAACGACAGUGCAACUGAUAUUCGAAAGAAUAUUGUAUAUUUGGGCGAUCAGGCAUCCCGCAUCUGGUUAUGUUCAGGGUAUGAAUGAUCUUGUGACGCCCUUCUUCUUAGUCUUCUUGCAAGAGGCGAUACCAGUGCAAGCUUGGCAGGAUCUAGAAAAUUAUGAUGUAGCGUCGCUGUCGAAGGAGCAGCGCGACAUCAUCGAAGCAGAUAGCUUCUGGUGUCUGUCAAAAUUCUUGGAUGGUAUACAGGACAACUAUAUAUUUGCUCAAUUGGGAAUUCAGCACAAAGUAAAUCAGUUGAAGGAACUGAUACAAAGAAUCGAUGCACCAUUGCAUCAACAUUUACAUCAGCACGGGGUGGAUUAUCUACAAUUCUCCUUUCGAUGGAUGAACAAUUUACUGACCAGAGAAAUCCCGCUUCAUUGUACCAUUCGAUUGUGGGAUACUUAUCUAGCAGAGUCUGAUAGAUUCGCAUCGUUUCAGCUCUAUGUAUGCGCGGCCUUUCUUCUACUUUGGAGACGACAUUUACUUCUGCAACCUGAUUUUCAAGGGCUAAUGUUAAUGCUACAAAACCUGCCCACGCAAAACUGGACGGAUUCAGAGAUCGGCAUGCUAGUAGCCGAAGCAUACAAAUUAAAAUACGCAUUCGCCGACGCGCCAAAUCACCUGCAAGCUUAUGAUACUACGGCUAGGUGACCAUGUUCAGUUAACGAAUUUGGGUUAAUGUUAUUAUGAAUAUAGUGGCCAAACUGUGAGGGGCUGGUAGUAUUGUGUUAACGCGCCGGCUCUCUUCUUCCGUCUCUAUCGUCGC